Molecule: messenger RNA, 513 nt
Organism: Emiliania huxleyi CCMP1516
Lineage: Eukaryota; Haptophyta; Isochrysidales; Noelaerhabdaceae
Exons: 5
Coding region: 1-513 (170 amino acids)
Source: RefSeq, a predicted model, not a curated record
AUGCCAAACCUCCGCGGCGGGCGAGGCCGCUCGAGUCUGGUCGCGGGCUCGGAGGCGUGGGAGGCGACGGUGGCGCCCCUCUUCGCCGCGGCGCUCGCCUCGGGCGAGUUCCGCGGCGCGUUCGCGCAGGUUGCCUUUGCCAUCCUCGAGCCGAAGGGGUCGGAUGCGGGCAAUGUGGCCGCCUUUGAGCGCGCGCAGACCAUCUUCCGCGGCGUGCGGCUCCUCGUGGCGACGCGGCUGCGCAAGCAGGUGCAGGAGGAGGUGGUGCGGCGCGGCGGCGGGGCGGUGGUGGGCGGAGUGCACGAGGCGAUCGCACGCUGCACUCGAGUCGACCCGCCGCCGUUGACCGAAGAUCUAGUCUUCCUGGCCACCCUGCCGAAGGACAAGUGGCCGCGGCUCGUCACGCAGGAGGGGGAGUGGGCCGGGCAGUGCUCCAAGAUCCUCUCUGCCGACGGGGCGAGGACGGACGUGCUGCGCAAGCACCACCACACCGACUCGCGUGGCGGCGCCUGA